UCAGAUACUGCCGGCUGACAGAAGUGGCCGAGCCAGUUAUUUCCACACAGCUUUAAAGAGUGGAAGUGACGCCAGGCGGUCAAAGAAGACCUGAAGACAUGGCAGAUACAGCAGCUGUAGAAGUAGCUCCUCUCCCCAAACAGCCACAACAGCAGCAGCAGAACCUGUGUCAUGUCUGCUCGGGUAAACUGAGCGGAGAGGAGCCGGCAGCUUGUGGUCACUCCGUAUGCGGUUCCUGUCUUGGAGACAAAAGUAAAGGAUGUCCACAGUGUCCCGUCAAGCCUGGCAGUCCCAAACAGAAUGGAACAGCUGACGCUCAUGUUCAUAAAAACAGUGAGAAACAGAGUCAAGAGUCAACGACAGCAGAGGAGACCGAGAUCCAAAAAAACCUGAAGGAGUCUGAGGACCCCAAGAAGCCUGAAGAGGACAAAAAGGAAGCAGAACCACAGACAGAAGAAGGACCAAAAGAGGACCAGGAUAAGGAGGAACCUCUGGGCCCCGACGAUGUGGUAUGUGACUCUUGCAUCGAGAGUCCCCGCAGGGCCCUCAAGUCCUGCCUCACCUGCUUGGUGUCGUACUGCGAGGCCCAUCUCAGGCCUCACCUGGAAAAUCCGAAAUUUCAAAACCACCGGCUGGUGGACCCGCUCAGGGACAUCGAGAGGCGGACCUGCGAGAGCCACAAGUGGCCCCUGGACCUGUUCUGCUCCACCGACUCCUGCUGCAUCUGCCAGGACUGUGUGAACGAGGACCACAAGGGGCACAAGACCGUGUCUGUGGUGGAAGCUCGUAAUCAGAUUGAGAACGAACUGAGGGAGAAACAGAUUGAGAUGAUGAAGACGAUGACGGCGGCAGAAAAUGCCAUCAACAAACUUCAGCUCAACACAGUCUCCAUUGAGCAAUCUGUGAAGGAUGUACGAGCAGUGAUCGAGAGCCAGUUUGAGGAGCUGCAAGCGGUGGUGGAGAAAGCCAAGAAGGAGGUGACGGAGAUCUUGGAGGGUGAGGAGAAGCAGGCACUGCAGCAAGCCGAGGGCAUUCGGGUUCACCUGGAGCAGAGGUGCACAGAUCUGAAGAAGACUCAGGUGCAGAUGGAGAAGAUUUCCAAGAACAAAAAUGAUGUGGAUUUCCUGCAGGAAUACGCAGAGUGGAAGAAAGAAGCCACUGAUAUCUCCCUGCCUGGUGUCUACAUCGGCCUGAUGGACUGUCUGAAUCACUUCAGCCGUGUGAUUGUCGACUCCACGCAGGAGCUCUGUGCCAUGCUGGUGUCUUCAUACAUAGGCAAAGUCAAAGAAACAUGCAAAAGCGACAAAGUGGGAAUAAAGACAACAGUAAAGGCUAUUGUUGCAGCAAAACACAUCAAGUCUCUUCCAGAUCCAGUGACACGGGCGGACUUCCUCAAGUAUGCUGCCCAAGUGAGUUUUGAUCCUGCAACGGCUCAUAAGUUCCUCCGCCUAACGGAGGAUAACAAAAAGGUGACAAACACCUCGCCCUGGCAGCAUCCUUACCCUGAUGUGCCCGAGCGCUUUGAGAACUGCCGUCAGGUUCUGGCUGUGGAGAGCUUCUAUAUGGGCCGGCACUACUUUGAAGCAGACAUCCAAGGUGAAAGCACUCAUGUUGGCCUCACAUACAAGAGCAUCGACCGCAAGGGCAACGAGAGCAACAGCUGCAUCACGGGGAACGGCUUCUCCUGGUGCCUUCAGUGGAAUGGCCGUAACUUCUCCACCUGGCACUGUGAUGUGGAAACUCCCCUGAAUGUGGAGAUGUUUAGUCGUAUUGGGGUUUAUGUGGACUAUACGCGAGGCCUACUGGCAUUCUACGGGGUGGGUGAGACCAUGACGCUCAUCCACAAGUACCAGACGGAGUUCCUGGAGCCUUUGUACCCAGCGGUCUGGCUGCCCAAGAAAGAGAACAAUGUUCUCUUGGUGGCGCCUGGGGAACCUUUACCUCCGAAAACCCCAUCUCCUCCCACCUCACCUACAACAGAAGAUAUUGCUUCAUAAACCGCUUUUCUUGGAGAACUUAAGUAUAGGAGAGUAUUGUACUGAUUCUGGAAAGUAAGAGAUGAACUCUUGAACUGUUACAACUUGUUUACAGGAGAUUUAUUUUUGCUGCAAAACUAAUAAUCUGUUUCUCAUUUGGGAUCACGUCAUGUUGAUGCUCUUCACCGGUGUGUCUUUGGGACUACUGUUACUGAAAAUGUUCUAUAUUUUCUGUAUGCAAAUAA
Pelmatolapia mariae (spotted tilapia) is the source of this 2221-nucleotide messenger RNA. RefSeq names its product tripartite motif containing 16 (gene trim16). Lineage: Eukaryota; Metazoa; Chordata; Actinopteri; Cichliformes; Cichlidae. The record is from RefSeq and is a predicted model, not a curated record. Gene Ontology annotation, molecular function: protein binding; zinc ion binding. Bases 99 to 1997 code for a protein of 632 amino acids. The transcript is spliced from 6 exons.